Molecule: messenger RNA, 1919 nt
Organism: Oncorhynchus masou masou (cherry salmon)
Lineage: Eukaryota; Metazoa; Chordata; Actinopteri; Salmoniformes; Salmonidae
Exons: 10
Coding region: 1-1863 (620 amino acids)
Molecular function (GO): oxidoreductase activity
Source: RefSeq, a predicted model, not a curated record
AUGACCAUCGUUAUGUUUGGAGGAAAGCCGAAGAACACCAUCCCAAAAGUGAAGAACGAGGGUGGCAGCAUCAUGUUCUGUGUGAUGUUGGACGUCCUAAUAAUAGGUGGAGGACCCCAGGCCCUGACCCUGGCCACCCUGCUGUCCUGUCCAGACCAGGCCCUGUCCCCACCUCCCCCCAACACAGACAUCCUCCAGGGGAUCCAGCUCAGCCAGGGCAGGGCCAAGACCAGCCGCUCUAAGAGCAGGAGAGGAGGAGCUUCCCGUGAGGACAACUACACUGCAGCUCAAUGUUUUUACUUCACACCAUUCUGCUGGCGAUGCUGUCUGGUUGACAGGUGUGUAAUAUCUCCCAGGACAGCAGACAGCCGAGCCGAGGAGCAGGCCGCUCCAGACCCAGAGUCAGUUUCAUCCUGCCCUCCGCUGGCCUUCAGAGUGGUGGACUCAUACGGAGCAUGGACCUCGCUGUGGGAGAGCCAGUUCAGAGCACUCAACAUCCCUCACCUUCGCUCACACACCCUGGUGCACACAGACCCACUCAAUAAGAGGGCUUUGCAGGAGUUUGUUCUGGAGGAGGAUCGGACAGCGGAGCUCCACUGCCUCCCUGACCACACCUUCAUUCUGGAUGAGAACGCCUUCUUCAACGACAUGCGUUUGGGCAAGAAGGACAGGAGGAGACUGAGCAGCAGCAGAGGCCUACAGAAGAGCCUGUACUUUAGCCUGCCAGGCACCAGGCUCAGUGUGGACUUCUUCAUGCAGCAGGUGGACAAAUAUGGCCUGGACAGUGUUCUGACAAAGGGCACAGUGGACAGACUGACCCCUGUCAUGUCCGAAGGAAUUGUGACAUCAUUCAGGGUAUUCCUUCAGAACGGGGACGUCCUCGAGGCUAGGCGCGUAGUCAUGGCGACCGGUCCGACCCGUGCCCAGAUGGCCAACAUUCCUUUCUGGGUGUCGUCCAUAGCGGAGAGCUACCCUGAGGAACGCCUGCAGCACACCGUGCAGCUCAUGCACCACCACUCACGGUCAACACGGCAACAGGAACCAAGAACAGGUCCCUAUGUGGUGUGUGAGCCUGGCCAGAGGGUGGUGGUGGUUGGUGGAGGCCUGACCAGCGCUCACGUCAUCUCCAUCGCUCUGCAGCAAGGAGCCAGUCAUGUGACCUGGGUGAUGCGCAAACACUUACAGCUGAAGCAGUUUGACGUGGGUGACGUGGAAAGCUUGGUGGGGCGGUACUCCCAUGUGGAGCAUGGCAUCAAGAUGGAUGGCCUGGCCUACCUGCGCCAGUUCUACAACGAGAGCAGCGUCCAUAAGAAACUGGCCAUGAUCAGACAGGCCAGGAAGGGAGGAGCAGUUACACCUGAGGCCUAUGCAGCCCUGCAGCCCUACAUCCAGACUGGACAGCUGUCUGUCCGAGCAUACUGCCAGGUGACUGAAGCUAAGUGGUGCUAUGAAAGCCAGGUGUGGAGACUGUCACUGUGUGGACAGAAUGGCUGUGAGACUUGGACUGGGGACAGGAUAUGGCUGGCUACAGGAUGCAAACUGGACGUCAACCAAGACCCUAUGCUCUCUUCUGUCAUCAAGGAAUUCCCUAUUCAGGUCCUGGAUGGCUGGCCUUGUAUAUCUGAGAGCUUGCAGUGGGCUCCAGGAUGUCCUCUGUACCUGAUGGGACAGUACACAGCACUUCAGGUUGGUCCGCACGCGCUGAAUCUGGCAGGAGGACAGGCUGCAAGCGCGCGCAUCGCGAAGGACAUAAUAUUCCAGCACCGCCGGAGUGGUUACGGAGGGACAGGGUCACAAACCACCGUGGAGACAGCACACACCGAAGAAUACAUUCAGCAGAUGCACGGGCUGAUGUGGUUAUGAUUAAAGACCUUAGCGCAAAUAAUGUUUUGAUGUCAAAGGGAGUUUUACGCAGCGAC